Molecule: messenger RNA, 14057 nt
Organism: Cryptotermes secundus
Lineage: Eukaryota; Metazoa; Arthropoda; Insecta; Blattodea; Kalotermitidae
Gene: sick
Product: neuron navigator 3
Exons: 36
Coding region: 477-6872 (2131 amino acids)
Biological process (GO): neurogenesis; nervous system development
Molecular function (GO): ATP hydrolysis activity; ATP binding; protein binding
Source: RefSeq, a predicted model, not a curated record
CGUGCAGCUGUCUGAACAAUACAAAUUUUGUUUCAGUUUCCAAUGUUGUGACUAAACAAAUGUUUGUUUUUGUGCCAGAUGAAUGGAGAGAGUCCUAUAUAUGUCGCUUCGUUUAAGGAACGGUCGAAUCUUUUCUCUGUCUUCCAUAUAUUGAUAUUUCAGUGCCGCCCUGUAAGUCGUCUGACAGCUACCUCCGUUGUGAAGUGAAAUUUAAUAUGUGCGCGCGAAAAUUGAGUAUUAUUGAUAAUUGCUGGUUGAUCUAUAAUGGAACAUUCAGUGAUGGUUGAAUGAAAUAUGUUUCCACGACCCAUUUUGGGCCGCGAGUCUCAGACUCGGAACUUGUACGGAAACGCUGGAAAACGAAGCACCUCGUGGAGCAGUGCAGCGAAAGUGAUGUUGUGAGUUUCUGGAAAUUGUAGAAACAUUGUUGUGUGUGUGCCAAAUGCUGUAGAUGAAAAUAAUCCGGGAUAACCGCCAUGGCGUGCAUCCGGGCUGUGCGGUCGCCCCAGGGCUCCACCGACGACCUCCUUAAGCAGCAGGCCGCCGUGCCGAGGAAGCACGGGCCCAUCAUACAGGUGUACACAGACUGGGCGAACCACUACUUGUGCAGAACUCGCAACAAGAGGUUGAUCCACGACCUGCAGACUGACGUGUGUGACGGAGUUCUCCUUGCCGACAUCAUUGAAGCUGUCACUAGUCAGAGUGUCUCCAACAUAAAUCAGAAACCAAAAACUUCGUCACAAAUGAUCGACAAUAUCAGGGCAUGCCUCGCUUGCCUGGGAGAGCUGGGGGUGAGUGUGGAUGGAGUCCAACCUGAAGAUGUACGUCACGGGAACCUGAAGGCAAUUCUCGGUCUGUUCUUCUCUCUGUCGCGGCAUAAGCAGCACCAGAAGCAUCUCAUAAAACAGUCUGAAGCUAUGCCGAGGAUUCCUUCAGCGAUCAGUAAGCACGGCAGCAAUGCGACGAGCAUUCCGUUGCCUGCGGGCUCCCGUUUGUCUGGAAUCGAAGAUGGCCGGCAGUCAACUAUUCCUCCGGGAAGCGCCUAUCACCAGCCUCAAGGAGGCUCCUUCAACGGUUCAGCGUGCAGCUCCAGGUCCACAAGUCCAUCUUCUGCCCAUUCGCUGAUACCGACCGUUAGCAGGUCGGUGGGACCUCAUGACAAGCAUCCAUCAAGUACCAGCAGGGUACGAAGCAGCGCCCCAUGUUCGAGCACUACCACCAGUCCUUCGUCCCCUCGCGGAAGUACGCAGCAGCGGGUGGUAUCUGAGAAGAGCAGCAUGCUAGGCGGCCUCAAAUUCUUCUCCUACAAGGAGAAGAACAGUGGCAGUAGAGUCAAAGGAGGAAAUGCGAAUGUGUCCAAAAGAACCUCCAGCUCAAGUGGAUUCAGCUCUGCCCGAUCAGAAAGGAGUGACUCUUCUGCCAGCUUGUGUAGUGAUGCUAAGCCUUGUCCCAGUUCUGUAUCUCAAGAUGAGAGACUGGACACUAGCCCUUCACUUUCGAUCAGACAUCAAAGCAGUGAUGAUUCAAGUUCAAAGGGAUUGUCACGUGGAUUUAGGAACAAACUAGUGAAGGGUCCAAGUGUUGGUAGUUCUAAAGAGGUGAUCCAGGUUUCACCAAAGAGUAAACCUAAGAUCCAGAACAAUAAAUCAUCACCGAAAUUGGUGUGUAAAAGUGGAAUUGGCAGUAGAGAAUGUAAGGGGGUGAUAGUGGAUGAGCAGCACAAAUUGAGGGAUGACCCUGCUCAAGGAUUAGUGCAUGGUGAUCCAAAAAUGCAUGGGAAGGAAACUGUGAAUAAUGACAGUUACAGGUAUAUGUGUGAACCAAUAGGAAAUCCAGAAAAUAUUGCUAGACAAGGAAAACUUUUGAGUACAAAUGUGAAAUCUGAUCAUGCAGUUUCAAAGAUACGAGGCCAGUCAUCAGUGAAAAUUGGUGGUAGCUCUAGCAACAGCAUGUCAUUGAGGACUCCACCUGCUCCUGCUUGUGCAAUUGGAGGACCUGGAAGCAGCAUCCCUAAGCCCACUGCUGCUGUAAAAGGUACCAGCAAACCAGCCAAGGAAGAGCGGAACCAAGUGGCAAGUCCAGUGAAACAGUCAGUUAUACACCGUGAUGCUCUGCCACGCCAGAAGCAAUUGGGAAGUUGGGACAGUGACAUGGGGGGAGGUAUCAGUGUGGCUCUUGUUUCUCCAAUGCCUAGUGAGAACAGUUCUAGUAUGAGUGAAUCAACAUACUCCACCUCAACUGGACAGUCCAACUCUAAUUCUUCUGACAGCAGUGUUAUCUACAGACCCAGCUCUGAGAGUGGCAGUGAAUUGGGCAAACCCGUACCUAAGAAGAUAGAGACAACCUUCGAUAACUUGGAUAAGGUGAUUACUGAGGAGGCUCCACACAUUCAGUCUCGAGAAACAUCAUUUGGAGGUGGAGAAGAAGAAGCAACAAUGAACGUUAUGCCCAUGCAACCAUUACUUCGUGGCUACACACCAUCUGGACCAAGUAUACAUAUGUCCUGCAUGGGUAUGCAGAAUAAACAAAGCAUGAAGUGUUUCAACUACGCUCAAUAUUUGGAUCCCAUGUUGGACAUCAAGAGAGGAGUGGGUGAUGGUGGUUAUGGAGAUCCAGACUACACCAAUAUAGAAGUUAUUUCAGGUUAUUUGUCUGAUGGAGAUGCAUCGCGAGGUAAUGUGACACACCCGCUCUCCGAUGCGUGUGAUGGAUACAUGUCGGAAGGUGGAGCAUCUCUCUGUGCUCGAAGAUUGCACGCCCAACAGAUCCUGUUACAGGAAAAUCGGAAUUCCAGUACCAACGUCAGUCCAAGUGGUAAGGGCGAACCAUUGCUAAGAAGAGUUGUUGCCAGACCAAAGCCACGUUCAUGUUUGGAUGAUAACAGAUCAGCCUCCAUACGUGUUUCGGAGACAUUUGCCGAGCUGUCUGCAGACGAGCACCUCCCCGGCCACUCACAUAACAAGCGUUUGGUGCAAGGUGGGCCUGGGGGGUGUCUCAAAGGGCCUGGCAGUCAGAAGCCCCUGCCAAUUCCUUUCAAUCCUUCUGAUCAAACACAAGUAAUAUUCCGAGUAGUUGGGUCCCAUUCUCAUGUCAAGAAAUCAGACAGCAGCCAACAGACAGAUAACAGUGCCUUCAGACAAAAUUCUGGUAGUCCAGCAAAGAAACAUGCUGAAAACAGUGGUAAUGGAGGUGGUCGAGUGCCAGAGUUACAACAUGGCAAGACGGACCCAGAAGUGGUGAGACAGCAGAGAGGAGAGAAGCGGGGCUCAGGCUCUAGCCCUGGUGCCAUCAGCAAUGGGCUUGCUCGCAAGCCCGACAAGAACGCCGAUAGGCAGAAGAAAAUGGGUGUAAAAGAAGAUGGAACAAACAAGGAAAAGGAAUACUGUAGCAACAUAGAGAAACAGCAACCGAAGACUGAUAGAGCAUCUCCACAUGGGUCUUCAGGGUUGCGUUCAAAUGGUGAAGCAAAGCAGAGUAAGGUGAGAGGGGUUCCACAGAGUUUUGGCUAUGUGAAGCGCUCCACAAAUGGAUGUGCUGGCAACAAAAGUGAGCUUCGUACAGCCCAAGUGUCUGCAGUACCUCGUACAAAGUUAAAGGUGUCAGGUGGCACACAGACAUGCACUAAUGACCUGCAGCAGCAGUCACAACCCCAUCACUACAAGUCAUACUCGCUCACUGGCCCCUCUGCUAGCCAACUGUCGCAGAGUGUGCGGGACCGCCUCCUGCUUGGAUCACAGAGUUUGCCUAAACCAGGCACCAGUGAACAUGCUGCCCUGUUUCACCCACACAGAGGUCAACAGAGAGGUCAUCGUCCCUCAGAUGGCUCUCUCUCAGAUACAACAUACUCUAAUUAUGCAGAUUUGCAGAACUACUAUGCCAAUAGCAGCCCCUAUAGUUCAUGGCUGCGGUAUAGUGCCACAUAUACAUCAUCACUUCCAGCCAGGGCAAGUGCAGCAGCAGGCUUAGUGGAGGCAGACAGUGUUGAGUCUCUGUGCUCUCUACCGGCACAGUUGCAACAUCAUCGUGCUAGCCUCACUCAUGCCCGUCUGUUAAUGCAUCAGAGAGAGAGCAGUGCAUCACCAGGUCCCCGUCUCAAUCGUAGCAACAGCAUAAGAUCCACCAAAUCUGAGAAGAUGUACCCGUCCAUGCUUCAACGCUCAGAAGAACUGGAUCCCUACUAUGGGAUUCCUCUGUGUUCAAAUGCAGUGAGCCACUCCUCCCAGCCCACUAGUCCAACACCCAGCCAAGUGUCCCAGGGCACAAGCUCCAGAUUCAACUAUUCGCCAAUCACAACAUCUGCUUCUAGUCAUGGGCUGAGCCGAAUCAGUAUCUCUCCAUACUCUGGUCUUCUUUCAAAAACAAAUUCCAAAGAUGAUGAGAUUCAUGGCUCUUCGGUUAGCCUGGUAUCUACUGCAUCUUCACUGUACAGCACACCAGAGGAGAAGCAGUCCCAUGAAAUUAGGAAACUGCGUCGUGAGCUACAGGAUGCGCAGGAGAAAGUUCAUACCCUCACCAAUCAAUUGUCAACAAAUGCACAUGUGGUAUCUGCUUUUGAACAGUCAUUGUCGAAUAUGACACAACGUUUACAGCACCUCACCUCAACUGCUGAGAGGAAGGAUUCUGAACUGUUGGAAUUACGUCAGACAAUUGAGUUGUUGAGGAAACAAAGUGUAGAAGCUGGAUUAACAUCAGCGCAUAUUCAGAGCAUGUCACCAUCUCUUGCCCGAAGACAUACAAUCAACAUUAAUGCUGGGGCACAAGGUGGAAGCAGCAUGUUGCGCCAACUGUCCACAGAUUCUGUGUCAAGUAUCAAUUCCUUGUCAUCGGCCUGUAGUCUGUCGAGUUCUGCUCAUGCCCCUGACAACUCUACUACCUCUGCCAGCAAGAAGAAGAAGAAAGGUUGGCUGCGUAGUUCCUUCAGUAAAGCAUUUUCACGUUCAAAGAAAAAUAAAAAUGGAUCUGUGUCUGAUGUAGAGGACUCCCGAGGACUGAGCUCAGAUAUUUCUGCCCCUUCCUCUCCACUUCUGAAUGCACCGCAUCAUAUGAAUGGGAGUCAAAUUAAAGGAAGCCAGUCAUCCUCUGCCAUCUAUGAUAAGGAGCCUCAUGAAGCACGGCCUGAUGUUGUGGAGGAGCUGAAGAAGCAGCUGAGAGAGAAAGAUCUUGUUCUCACAGAUAUUCGUUUGGAGGCACUUAGUUCUGCACACCAGCUGGAAUCUCUGAAAGAUACAGUCAUCAAAAUGAGGAAUGAAAUGUUAAACCUGAAGCAAGAUAAUGAACGACUACAGCGAAUUGUUACAAGCAAAUCACUAACAUCUUCACAGAGUUCACUUCCUAUUACAGACAGCUUGGAAAGAAGGUUCAGCAUGACUGAAACAUCAACACCCCUGCCAACAGACCCAGAUGGCAAGCGUGUUGUAGUUUCAGUUUUCCUUGGCUCACAUGGAAGUUACCAUAAAUAUAUAGAAGAUGGGAAUACUCCAUCAUCAUGUGUGAUUGCAGCACUUUUCCUAAGUGGGAAAACAAAAUGGGACAUGUUGGACUGCCUUAUCAGGAGAGUUUUCAAGGAGUAUGUUCUGCGAGUGGAUCCAGUCUCAAACCUGGGCUUAAGUGCGGAGUCAGUAUGCAGCUACCACAUAGGGGAGGUCGUGCAACACAAGGACAGUCAAGUGCCUGAUCUACUGCCUUAUGGGUAUCUAGUCGGUGACUCGCAAAACAGUAUUUAUGUCUGCCUGAAAGGUGCUCUCCACAACUGCAGUGUAGAUGCACUUGCCUUUGAGACUCUCAUCCCCAAGUCAAUUGUGCAAAGGUACGUGUCACUCCUGAGCGAGCACAGGAGGAUCAUCCUUUGCGGUCCAAGUGGCACUGGGAAGUCUUACCUUGCCAAUAAACUAGCAGAAUUUCUUGUACUUCGUGAUGGGAAGGAGUCCACAGCUGAAUCAAUAGCCACCUUUAAUGUGGACCAUAAAAGCAGUAAAGAACUGCGUCAGUAUCUUGCCAAUGUAGCAGAGCAGUGUGAGAAUAAUGCAUCAGACCUUCCCUCUGUAAUCAUACUGGACAACCUCCAUCAUGCAGCUUCUCUUGGAGAAGUGUUUAAUGGCUUCCUGAACGCAAAAUAUUCCAAGUGCCCUUACAUUAUAGGAACAAUGAAUCAAGCAACAUGUUCUACCACCAACCUACAGUUGCACCACAAUUUCAGGUGGGUUUUAUGUGCGAACCACAUGGAGCCCGUAAAAGGUUUCCUUGGUCGGUUCCUGCGACGACGCUUGUUGGAAGCGGAAGUUCAGGAAGGUGUACGCAACAAUGAUCUGAACCGUAUCUUCGACUGGAUACCAAAGGUGUGGCAGCACCUCAACAAGUUCCUUGAAACACACAGCUCGUCUGAUGUCACUAUUGGUCCUCGGUUGUUCCUGUCAUGUCCAUGUGACCCAGAUGGAUCUCAGGUAUGGUUUACUGAUUUGUGGAACUACUCAGUUGUACCAUAUCUGCUAGAAGCUGUUCGUGAAGGGCUGCAGUUGUAUGGGCGGCGGGCUCCCUGGGAGGACCCCACUCAUUUCAUUUGUCAGACUUACCCAUGGACAGGAAGCACUGUGCAGGGAGGUCAGGAGGCACUACUUAGGUUACGACCAGAAGAUGUUGGUUAUGACGUACAGCAAAGUGGAGGUGUUGGAGGCAGUAGCAUCAAGUCAAUGAGUUCCACACAGAGUGACACGGAUGGUGAUCCACUGUUGAAUAUGUUGAUGCGACUUCAGGAAGCAGCCAAUUAUUCUAGUCCGCACAGCAGCAAUGACUCCGAUGCUGUCAGCAUUGAUUCACAUCCUAGCAGUAUUCACUCUGAUGAUAAAGCAAGCUCCCGGGUAGAAUCAGCCCUGUGAAACAAAUUGAUCACCUAAUGGUCAUUGCUUGUCUCCUCCUGAUGCAUUUUCAUUUUCUUCCAAUCAGAGUGUCAAAAAGAGAUGUUACUAUUGAAAGAGGUAAAUAAAGUAAGAGUGUUUCAGCUCAGUUAUAUGUGAAAAUAUUUUUACUUGUUUAACAGGAAUCCUUGUGUUGUUUAGGUAUCCAUUUUAUGACCAGAAGAUUGUAAUUUUGAGGUUUUGUUGAUGUAACUUUUGUAUAUAUUGAAAAAUCAUUUGUCUCAACCAGAUAAUUUAUUUCAGAGAAAUAAAUAUAGUCCAAGUAAUAGGCAUGUAAGUAAACAAAAAGUGAUCAUUUAUCAUACCAUGUAAUUCUAAAACAGGAAGUGGAAUAUGAAAGUAAUAUCAUAUUGUCAUGUGUUAGUCACAGUACAUUAAUUAAUUUACAAAUAAUUGGUGUAGUGCAUCAUUUUGAACAUUGCAGUUUGUUUCAUUCAUAAUAAAAAUGAUAAUAUGAGGUGCUGAAUAAAAAGGUGACACAAGUUACAUUUCUUAAAAUUAUUGGAAAAUGCAUUUGAAUUUAGCUUUAAGAAUAAAAAUUUAAACCACUACUGGCUUAAGCAAAUUUAUAUACAUUGUUUGCAACGAAUUAUUCUUUUUAAGACAAAUAUAUUUCCAGGUGAAAUGGAAAGAAUUUAUUAUAAUAAAAUUCCAUUUACAGGAAAAUAUGUUUUCACUAUUGUCAGUAACUUGGCAGCAAAUGCGGUAUAAGUGUACUGAACAAUACAAACAUGCCGGUCUUGUAAUUAAAAUAAACACUACACAUAUCAAUGAGUAGUCACUGUCUGUGUUGAACACUCUACUGUCUGACUGAAUGUCAUAAUUUCCUGACUCCCUCAUUAUUGUCCUUCAUCCUUAUUGUGAUCUAUGUACUUGUCCUCUACCCACUCUUGUGGUUGUGCUUUCUUCUUAUCCUGUAUAAAAAAAUUGAGAUAUCUAAUUCAUGCUGUCCUGGGUGAAUCACAGGUAGCAGUGCCUGGGGAUUCUUCAGUUUUGGUUCUUUAAUAAGUAGAGGCUAUGUGUACAAAGCAGCAGUGGUUGGUGGUCUCCCUUUCUGAUAUUCCUUUAAGUCUUAGGAACUUAGGGUUCAUUGUAGACUUCACUAAAAUAACUUACGAUCUCUGCUUCUCGAAAUUCAUCCAGCAUAUAGAAGACAAUUUUAAUCUAUGCCUUGAUUCAUCCUUGCAUUUGGAUGGAUUCAUAUUAACAACAGAAUCCACUGAGAUAAAAUCUAAUGUUGCCAUAAUUCCUUCUUGACUUAAGAAAUUGUGUUUACCUAAUCAUCAGAGAUAAGUUCAUGUUCUGCUUUAGUCUAGUAUGUUUCUGUUACACUCCUGUAGCAUUCUAAGUAGGUAUGUCAUUCUAAAAAUUUAUGGUCAACAGAUUCUAAGGUCCUGUCUUUAAGAGUAGAUAUCUAGAAUGUUGCCAUGUUUCUCUUUCUCUUCUGUCCACCAUAGCCAUCACUACGAGUAUAUGCUGUGAUAUUUUCAGCAGCAUUAUGCUCUGAAACAAGAAACAGCUUGUAGGAUUUUGGGUUCUCACAGCAUAGUUAUGAAGAGUUCUGUCUUCUGGGAUAUGCCUGUUGAAAGUCAACUUGACUUUCAAGAGACUACAUGGUGUUAUUGCUGAAGAUGGAACUUUACAGUCAACAAGUUCUUGUGAACCAUGGGGUGCAGUGGAUUCAUGUCACAGAUAUACAUUUGCUUCUUCUGUGGCUAGAUUUUGAAUAUAAAAACUGUAAGUCCAGAACACACCUAUGUAAUAUUAUACCUUACUGGUAGAUAUUGCUGGAAUGAGUAAUGACUUGCAGAUCAAAUUAUGCAGCCAUUGUUUCCUGUUAUCACUGCUGAGCAAGCAACUUGUCCUCUCAUUUAUGAUGUUACAGCAUUUUGCAGCAUUCUGUGUAACACCUCUAGCUAUUUCUGCACGUGUUUACAUUUAGAUUUGAAAGCCAUUCAAAAAAAAAAAAAGAGAUAGUUAUUUGCAAGUUUCAGAAUGAAGCUGAUAAAAACUCAAAUUUAACUCAUUACUGAAUUUGAGACAGUACUGUCAUUCUUUUACAGGUGAUAUGUUUCAUUCCUUUCACACAUCUAUAUAUAUAAUUCAUACAUAUUCAUGAUACUGAAAUGCUGUGGAAGAUAUUUUCUCUCUGGUUUAUACUGCAAUGAGUGAUGAUUGGUGGUACUUUGGAAAGGAAUUAAUGUGACUUUUGCCCAGAUUUUGUUGUAAUUCUGGUAGUGGUGGUCUCCCUUUGCAGCCUCUUUAGUAAUGUUUUGUAAUACCAGUUGACUUAGCUCUGUCAGUUGCCCUUGUGAAUCUGCUAUUUCUUAUAGAUUAGGUUCUCAAGAAAAAAAUCCUUACACACUUUUUUCUAAACAGAUGGAAUAGUUCCUACUUUGGUACACACAUGUAUCUUCUAUGUCAUGAUGGUUCUUCCAUAGUAAUGCUAGAUCAUAUUAGGAAUUUUAUGGUUUCCAGGAACAUAACUGAAUUCAUGAAAACUGCCCUUAUGUUUUAUCUUUUAAUAUAUUUUCACGUCUCCUGGUAACAUGACGAGAAAUGAAUGGGCUCUGGAUUAGAUGAAGUUGUUUAUUGAAUAAGUCGUUUACAAUACAAUCACUCUGAAAUGUCUUCCAGACGAUGCAAUCUGGCUAGUCUGUAGUCUAUUGGUUUUUAGCUGAGCUGGUUUCUUCUGCUCAGCUCUGCUCAGUUCACCUAUGAUCUGUUCUGACCUCUUUUCAAUUCUCCUCUGUUAUCUAUGACCUCAAUUCUGACCUCUCUUGGUCUGUUAUAACCGACAGUCAGACUGCCUAGAAGACACCUUGAUCAAGGGUCCCAUUUCACAUGUUGUAUGCACCAGUAGCUAAAGGUAUUCAUUACCGCGGAAACUGUAUUAGUCCUGGCUUUCAUUUCAAUAGUAAUGUCUGUAUGUCGUGUGAACUUGUUUUAUUGUCACUCUGACAACGAUAUGGAACUGUGGAUACCAAGCUAUUGCCUCACAAUGAACGCCCACUCUGACUCAGAUAUUCUGGCUUUUAGGUGGCACGCCACAAUAUCAUUGUUGCACUGAAACCUACAUGUAUGAUUGAAUUCUUUCAGUGAUCAUCUGUCUUUAACUUCUCCAUGAUAUAUAUAUUUCUGACCCUUGUUUCUGAGUCACUUUGAACAUUGUAAUUCAAUAAUAUAUUUAAUCAAUCACAUUAUUUCACAUGCUUCCACAAGCCUGCCAUCUUAUCAUACAUAUCAUUUUACUAAAUCCUGUCUCUUCUUCUAUGAGGAUUGAAACCAGACCAAAAUAGAGAUUCAGCAGUUUAUGAUACAUCUACCCCAGGUUCUUUUUUUAGCUUUGCCAUAUCAAGAUUACUUAUAACACAUAAAAUCAGCAUCUUAAAUUCUGUACCUUGUGCCACCUUUUACCUAGCCUUUUAUAUUUAAGAGGCGUGGAGUAAUUCUCAACAAAUCUUUGAUCCAAUUGUAAAAUUGCACUCUUGCUGUCUAAUUGAUGGAUCAGCAUAAUCUCAGGCAUAUAAUCAUACAUAAUCUACUGUAAUAUUCAAGAGAACAAAUAUGUAUUUUGAUUCCUGAAAUUUAAUGAAGAAGUGCACGUCUUAUAUUGAAUCACAUAAUUCUUGAUGUCCAGUAAGGCCUGUAUAUUACUGGUAAUCCAUUAUUGUAGUUAUUGAUCUCCGGGCCAAGAUACUCAGAACUAAAAAGUGAGGUAAAAUUACUGAUUGGAGUUUUGAGUAUUGACUUGGAAUGGUGUGCAUGCUUACAUCAGUUUUAUAACAACUUAUGUGUAUUUAACCAGUUCACACCAUCAUGCCAUGACAUGAAAAAUAUGAUAUUUUAACAUGACUGAUGAAAAUUAGUUUUGUGAUCAGACAAGCAGAAAUUCACAACAGUCACACAUAUUAACAAACAGUGCUUUGGUUACUCUUGGUUUUUUAAAAUCAAUGUUAAUGUGCUGGCAGUAAGCAGAUUACAGCACUUUUAAAAAAAAAUUAAUGUGAUACAAGUUUUUACAUUUUCUUGUUAUUUAUUGUGUUUAUGUGGUGAUCUAACUUCACAGACAUCCCAUUGUCAGUAUAUAAAAUAUCCUUAUUUCCAUCGUAGUUGGAAGGCUAAAAGUGAUUGGCAAGUAGGUCUUAGUGUAAUUAUUCAGGUUCUGAUAAUGACCAUAAUCAUGAUAUAUUCUUAGCUGGAAAUAUGAUGACCAAACAGAACCACUGUACAGCCUAACACAUAGAAAAUAUGAACAGUGUGAAUUAGGAUGAUAAUUCAAAUACCACAUUCCCCUCUCCUUUGACCCUACAUUGGGAAGAUGAAAAAAUGGACAAUACUUCUGUUUAACCAUCAGAUUUACUGACAUCUGUUACUUUACUAUAUUUACUUACUGAGAGCAUGGUUGUAUUUCCUAUUAUCUUUAGGCUUACUUUUUUUGGGGGUAAAUUCCUACAGCAAAAUAUAUGCACAACAAAAAACAGUUUGCAAUUCUCUAGUGACAGCCACGGGGUUUAUUAGUUUGUUUUUUAACAAUGCUGUCAGUGUUGAGUAUAUUUAGCAUCAGUGAUAGGAUGAGUUAAUGAGUGUGAAACAGUAGGUAAAAUGAGAAUUCUCAGGGGAAACCAAAAUACUCUGAGAACAUCUGCUCUGCUGCCACUCUCACCAUGCCACUGUCUUGUUUAGGUGCUUUAGUAGUCUGCUACUAUAAUUUAUAGGGUCUUUGAUGUAUUCCUUGCAGUUAUUAUAUUCACUAACAUUGCAUGAGAAAGGAAACACAAUUUAACUUCAUGUCGUUCAUGCUCUUGUAUUAUUAUAUUUGGUACUGUGAAUGUCAGAGAGAAGUAAAGGGAAACAUGAGGUUAAAGAUGUAUAGACACACAGGUCACAGUAGUAAAUCUUAACAUUCUUGUAGCAAGAACUCAAAUCAUGCCUUGGACAUUCUCCUCCAUUUCCCACAAUGCAUUUCCUUAAAUCUCUCAUAAUGCUAUCUAUCUGGAAUGUGGUUAUUUUCUCAGGUUUCCCCACCAAGAUUUUGUAUGCAUUUUUUGUUUCCCAAUCCUAGUUACAUUCUCAGACCAAUGGAGCCUCUUAGUGUUCACUAUCCUAACAACACUAGGUGACCUGUAUAAAUCAUUAAGUUUUUCAUUAUAUAAUAUCCUAAUCAGUAUCACAUGACAAAAGGAGCAGAGCUUCCUUUGGCCAAACUACUUUUUUUAAAACUUGAUAUAUCAUGAUACUUCUCCCGUGACAGUUAACUGUUAAUUAAUUCUGAGCUGAUUCAUGAAUAAUAAUAAUAAUUUUAUCAGUGGGUUUGCAUGGCAGAUACUUGUGCUCUAGGAGAGCCAUUUAUACACACACAGUUUGUUUUAAGUUCUCAUGGGAACAUUCACAUUGUGGUCAUAUGGGUUCUUGUGACAGGUGUAGCAUAGUACUCCACCUACCAGGCUAGUGUUAUAACCGAGCAGACAACAGUUUGACAUUAAACAUUACUUAUAAUUCCUGGUAUAAUUCAAACUGCAUGUUAAUACCAGAUAAAAGACUGUUAUAUUUUGCCAUUCCAGUUGUGUAUGAUAUAAAUACAGUUUUCUAGACAAUCAUAUGUUGCUGAAGAAUUGGAACUGCAAGACACAGCUGCCAUUCCAAUACAGAAAUGAUUAUGUAGAGCUCAGGGGAAAUGUGAGCUUCAGAGUUCAGCAAUGAAGAUCUGAGAAUUAAGUAAGAUGUUAAUGGUAUUAUAUUUCACUCGUAGAGAUAACUGCCUUUGACUGCAUUACAUAAUCAUGUGGCCAACCUUUUACAUAUUUUUUUUAAGUUAUCACAAUAUUAAAUGUCCCAUAAUGAAUAUUUUAUAUAUAUACUCAACUAAUUUGAAAGUACAAAAGUGUCAUUACUCAUGUAUGAUUUUAUUAUUAUGGUGUAUACCUUCCCAUCAGAAUGUUCUCCAGUACUUCCAGUUUGCCAAGCAUGUACUGUCCACUUGAAACUGAGAGUUCUAUCUAGAUAUGAGUAAUUUUGUAUGUUUGUAGUAUACCGCCAGGUUUGUCAGAAAGUACCAGAGUUCACUAUUACCCCCAGCUGCUGCUUUACAGUGUUAAAAGAGAUGUGUUUUCCUUGCUUUACUAUCAGUUCCAAGAAAUGAACAUUGUCCAAGUUAUGUUCUGCUGUGGAACAGACUGCAAAUAAAAUAUGUUUAUACCAUGUAAUGGACUGUUCAUUUCAAUUAUUGUACUGUUUCAUUUAUGUUUUCUUUGUAGGCUUACUUAAUGCCUAUUUUGUUCCUGAUGUACCUUGUAACUGAUAUAGCAACAGACAUUUUUGCUUGUAAAUUGUAGCAGUGAAUUAUGAUUGUAAUGCACAGUAAAAUUUUAUUCUUCAGAUGUAGAGUUCAAACUCAUUUAAGUAUUAAUACGUGUAACCUGUCUAAGAUAAGAAUUUGCAGUUACAAAUUAUUAUUAUCAUUAUUAUUGUUAUUACUAAACAUAUUUGUUUUUCAAUAGAAAUAGAAUUUAAAAGAUGACUUCACCUAAUAUACAAUACUGAUAUUUUUCAUGACAUUUCACACACAUAAAAAUAAGAAGGCUGCAGAGUCAGAGAGUUAAUAAAAAUUUGUUCCACAAUACUGAAGUGUGCAAUAACAGGCCCCAAAUUAAAUUUUUACUCUUAAUUUUCUUGUAAUCUUUAGUCUGAUACACAAACUUCCCAUUUAAAUUCAUAUUACAGUGCCUUACCAGAUUUUUACUUUUCAAAUUGAAAUAAAUUUUCCUAAAUUUAUUGUGUUAGGUCUCAGUUUGAAUGUGAAAGUGAAAUUUGUUGCAGUAUGAAUGUAACUUUUAUGAAUAUGUAACAUAGUAACACUUGUGAUAUUACAGUCAAAGCAUCAGGAAUGAAGGUCAUACUUCAAUGUGGUGUUCAUUAUGAGUGAACUUAUAUCCAAAUGGUGUAAUGGUCUGGAAGGUAUUGAUUUGAAAUGCAUUCGUUUUGGAAUAUAAUCCAUACUGUGCCACUGCUCUUUUGCCCCCUGCCCCCACACUACCCAUAUAGUUUAAACAUGCUGUAUUCCCCAAAUAUUAUUUGAACUUUUUUUCUCCAGCUAUUACCCAAAAGAUUGACUGUGCAUCAUAUUAGCAUAUUGUGACAUAUAUA